UCGCCUUACCAUUUCAUUAAUUUUUCAUUAAUACAUUCAAGCCAUCAUUACCCUAAAAUUUUCUGUGAAAAGUUUUUAGACAUUUAAGCCUUUAAGUAAACAUUAUUUUCACUCAUAAAAAAACAAAAUACUAGUGAAGUGUAAAAGAAAAAAAGUUGAAAUAAUCAAAAGGGAAUAUUCUAUUUAUUUAAACCAACAACAACCACCACAACUCAUUGUUGUAUUGUAUAAAAUGCAAUUGACGGGUGGAUCUUUCAAAACCGCAACUAAAUCUAAGCAAAGGAACCCAACCACACAAAAAAGCAAAAAAUCUCAGAAAACAACAGAGGUGAAAUCGAAGAAGAAAUCUAGGAGGAGAAAAAUGUGGUUUGUUUAUGUAUGUGAAGAAGAAGAGAAGGAAUUAGGAAGACAACAAGCAUCAGGUUCUUGUCCUUAUUGUGGUGGAAAAGUUGAAGCUAUGGAUGUUGAGAUGCAAUGGAGGUUUUGCUUUUUGCCUAUGUGUUUUAACAUUAAGAGAAAAUAUUCUUGUACUUCAUGUGCUAGAUGUUUAGAAUUGAAGUACUAAUUACUAGGUUGUUUUUGGACAAUUAUUCAGAUUUCAUGUUCUUGGUUUUUUCUUCAUCUUCUUCUUUUUUUUUUUUUUUCAAAUUUUGUGGGUGGAAGUGGAAAGGAAAAUAAAAGUGGGAUUUGUUAA
Messenger RNA from Lathyrus oleraceus (garden pea), 694 nucleotides. RefSeq lists its product as uncharacterized. The transcript has a single exon. The coding region runs from base 233 to 565 and encodes 110 amino acids. NCBI's taxonomy places the organism in Eukaryota, Viridiplantae, Streptophyta, Magnoliopsida, Fabales, Fabaceae. The record is from RefSeq and is a predicted model, not a curated record.